This is a messenger RNA of Culex pipiens pallens (northern house mosquito), 7072 nucleotides long. It is a transcript of the gene Dcr-1, whose product is annotated as endoribonuclease Dcr-1. The transcript is spliced from 12 exons. Bases 257 to 6778 code for a protein of 2173 amino acids. The record is from RefSeq and is a predicted model, not a curated record. Lineage: Eukaryota; Metazoa; Arthropoda; Insecta; Diptera; Culicidae. Gene Ontology annotation, biological process: pre-miRNA processing; apoptotic DNA fragmentation; siRNA processing. Gene Ontology annotation, molecular function: protein binding; ribonuclease III activity; deoxyribonuclease I activity. Gene Ontology annotation, cellular component: nucleus; cytoplasm; RISC complex.
UGUAAACAACUUGCGGCAUCGUGUUGUUAAUGAAGCACAAAGUCACAUUCGUGAUUUUUUUUUUCUUGUUCAAAACAUUCCUUAACAACUUAAUAUUCUAGUGUAUUGUGAUUUAGUUGAAACAUUUUAUCUAAUAAAGUAGAAAAAAAUGCUUGACUAGCUGCCAAUAACAGUGAACUAAACGCGCCGUCGAUCACAACCUUCGAGGGGGCAUGUCCGGACCGUCAUACCGGAACCGGAACCGCAACUGUUCAGAAUGGCCCACUCGUGGACCGACGCCAUUCACACCACUUCCCUUACGCCGCGUGACUUCCAGGUCGAAUUGCUGGCUUCGGCACGCGAGCGGAACCUGAUUUUGUGCCUGGCCCACAACUCAAACAAAGAAUUUAUUGCCCUCAAGUUGAUACACGAGCUCGGGUUCCAGCUGCGAAGUACAGCUCAACGCCGGAAGCGGACCCUGUACAUUUCGAAUAAUGACUCGGUGUACAGUUUGAUGCGGAAUCUGACAGAUUUAAAGGUUGUGCACGUUGAUGGGGACGAACCGGACUGGGAGCGGAUUGUGGCGGAUUAUCAGGUCAUAAUUGCGAACGAGCGGAAGUGCCUGGAUGCCGUUGUGUGCGGUUAUCUGGAACUAGACGAGGUUAAUCUGCUGGUGAUUGACGAGUGUCACAAGAUAUACGGCAACGUAGAGAUUGCGGAACUGUUUAGCGAGUACUACGAGCGCUGUCGGGAAAGGCCAAAGAUUUUGGGAUUGGCCGGACCGCUGCACAACGCCGGUUGCAUUCCGGGUCGGCUCAGUGCCGAGUUGGAACAGCUCGAGCGAUGUUUGAAGGCUAAGGCGGAAACGGCCAGCGAUAUUGUGACCGUGUUGAGAUACUGCACCAAACCAAAGGAGUUGAUUUUGCAGUGUGCUCCGCCGCAGCAAUCCGAGCUUGCUCUCUACUUGCGUGAAAUCGUGGAAACUCAAAUGACCUUCCUGCAGGAGCACCGGUACGAUCCGUCGGAAAUCUACGAAGAUGAUGAGUUCCUUGAAGAGCUGAAACACAUUCCCGACCCGAAGGUCGAUCCGCUCAACUUCCUGCGGGAAUUUCUCACCGUUCUAGACGAAAUGGGUCCUUGGUGUGCGGAUCGAGCUGCACUCGCUCUAAUUGUACAAAUCGAAAAGCGAAAGAUCAAAACGCCAUACGAGCGUCACUUUUUGCUGCUCUGCCUCGUUUCGACGGUGUUUGUCCAGAUACGGUCGUACUGCGACCUUGUUUUCCAACAGUACGCCACCGAGUUGGAACGGAUUGAGGCACAUUCAACGCCCAAGGUUCUGCGAAUGUUGGAGAUAUUCCGUCUAUUUCGGCCGGAUGGUGCCAAUCGUGGCACUGUUAGUUCAAAGGCGCCAAUCAAAGAGGUGACGGAAUCCUGCCAGCUUCCGUCUUGCCAAAGUUUGCUCAAGGAAAUUAAAACGGUAGAUUUUCAAAAGUUUGUUGAUCGUGUGGAAACAGUUACCAGCAGCAUUGCCAUCAUCACCGAAGGUUUGGAAAGUUUGAAGACUUCAGUUAAAAGCAUAUCGGACGCACCUCCACUAAAACAAAAUCUAGUGUUCAACGAAAAGAAACCACGAUCGCCGUUCAAAAACGGCAUCCGCCAAAUUCGUCAACGCAAGAAAAUAGGUUUCACACAUCGAAAUCGUUCUAAUUUCCACAACCAGAACGAUCCGGACGCUUUGUGUGCGUUAAUCUUUUGCAAUUCCAAAUUUACCACUAAAAUACUGUACAGCCUCCUGUACGAAGCCGUUCGUUCUGAUCCUCAACUCUCCUACAUCAACGUCCAGUACACGGUGGACAAAAGUGCCAACCCAAUUACCGAGCCGAAAGAAGCCGAAGUCGAACACCGUAAGCAGGAAGAUGUGCUCAAACGAUUCCGAAUGCACGAGUGCAAUCUGCUAAUAGGAACGUCCGUGCUGGAAGAGGGCAUCGAUCUGCCCAAGUGUAAUCUCGUGAUCCGGUGGAACGAACCGGUCAGCUAUCGGUCGUACGUCCAGUGCAAGGGCCGGGCGCGGGCGCCAUCCGCGUACCAUAUUUUAAUCGUGACGCCAAAAGUGGACCAAUUACUCGCGGCAAAUGGGGCGCGGGAUGAUUUGAGCGAGCAGGUCCAUAGGAGGGUUUGCGAGAGGACAAGCCGGGUCAAGAUGGAAGAAGAAGAAAGUGAUGAUGAUGACGAAGAGAAAAGACCGACUUCCCUGAGUGGUUCAAAUUUGUGUUUGGUGAAAAAUAGUGAAACUAUAGCUGAAGAAACUCAAAAAUUAGGUUUACAAGUAAUGGAAAAUUGUACAAAUGAAAUGAUCGAAAAAAUUGCCAUUUACAUGGAAAUUGAAAAGCUACUUCUGCGCAAAUGCGAAAACAUGGAACCUCCGGAGAGUGAACUCAAGCACGCCGACUGCUUUAGUCGGUUUUUCGAAAUCUACCGCCCGCUACCAGAAACGGAGGAAAACAGCAACGGUGUUGGGCUGGCCAACGCCAUCCAAAUGAUUAACAAGUACUGCGCCAAGCUACCCAGCGACACUUUCACCAAGCUUACCCCGCUGUGGCGCUGUGCCAAGACCACCCGGAAGGGACAUGACCUGUACCAGUACACCAUCCGGAUGCCCAUUAACUCCCCGCUCAAGGAGGACAUUUUGGGUUUGCCCAUGCCGACGGAAAUCUUGGCGCGAAGAAUGGCCGCGUACAUAGCGUGUCGCGUGCUCCACAAUGCGGGCGAGAUUGACGACUCAUUGCACCCGAUCGGGAAGGAAUCGUUUCGUGCGUUCGAAGCGGACUGGGAAGACUUUGAGCUGGAGAGCAUCGACGCUCAGAUUGUCAGCGAGAAUUCCGAGCCUAGGCCGGGAACUACCAAAAGAAGGCAGUAUUACUACAAAAGGAUUGCAUCAGCCUUUUCGGAAUGCCGACCAACGGUCGGUUGCAAGGUUUACCUCUACCACAUAAACAUGACGCUGCAGUGUCCCAUUCCGGAGGAACAAAACACUCGUGGUCGCAGGAUUUACCCGCCGGAAGAUUCCCCUCAAGGUUUUGGGAUCUUAACGGCCAAGCUAAUUCCGAAAGUUAGUGCGUUUCCAAUCUUCACCCGUUCCGGGGAGGUCAAAGUGGCGCUUAAUUUGUGCGCGGAACGAACAAUUUUGAACCAAGAACAGUUGGACAAGAUCAAUCUCUUUAUCAAUUAUACCUUCACCAAAGUGCUUCGACUGCAGAAAUAUCUUAUGCUGUACGAUCCGAUGGCCACGGAGAAUUGCUUUUUCAUCGUACCAACAAUCACCCGACAGAGUGUGGUCACCGUUGAUUGGGACUUUAUCGAUAUUAUCGCAAAAAGUGUAGAUAAAAUGCCGACCUUCAUCCCGGAUGAAAAUCGAACAAACUACACGUUCGAUAAUGUUCAGUUUAGGGAUGCGGUCGUAAUGCCAUGGUACCGGAACCAGGAUCAACCGCAGUAUUUCUACGUGGCAGAGAUCUGCUAUCACCUGUCGCCCAAAAGUUCCUUCCCAGGCCUAAACUACAGCACGUUCGAGGAAUAUUACUACAAAAAGUACAACAUUCAAAUCCAAAAUUGCAAACAACCCCUCCUAGACGUCGAUCACACCAGCGCCAGACUAAACUUUCUCACACCUCGCUACGUAAACCGCAAGGGAGUGGCCCUCCCAACCAGUUCCGAAGAAACCAAACGGGCCAAACGUGAAAAUCUCGAGCAAAAACAAAUUCUCAUCCCCGAACUGUGCACGAUUCACCCAUUCCCAGCGUCACUCUGGCGAGCGGCCGUUUGCCUGCCUUGCAUCCUGUAUCGCAUCAACGCACUCCUGUUGGCGGACGAAAUCCGCAAAGAAGUAGCGCACGACCUGGGACUCGGUGCCACGGACAUCUCGGACGCGCAAUUCGAGUGGCCCAUCCUGAACUUUGGCUGGAGUCUGGCGGACGUGCUGAAAAAGUCCCGCGAGGCGAAGCUGACCGCCAAAGCUGUGCUCGAGGAAGUUCCGGAAGUGACGGAACCGGAAGAGGCUGAAAAGAAGGACGAUCCGGUUGAGGGUAAAGCAGAUGGGGUCCAGAAGUCUGAGGAUCCGCUGAGCGAUGAAAAGACGGCGAAUGAUUUGCUGGAAGAAGCGGACGCAAAGCUUAAGGCGGAAGGGUUCCAGAUUGGAACGUGGUCCAAUGAGAUGGCGGAAAGUGUACAGUCGGAGUUUAUGGACGACGGGGAGAACUGGGGACUGCCGGGGAAUGUGAACAUCUGCUCCAGGAAUCGAACAAACAUCCGCUACGGUUCGCCGACUUCGUGGGACGUGGACAACAAGGAGCAACCAACGGACGCUCGAUACUACAGCGACUCGGAGGGAUCGUACGGCUCGGACGACGAUCUGGACAGUGGCGGCGAGGAAAACGAUUCCGACCAAGGAAGGUACGGACUCAAGAUUGAGUUCAAAUCGGACAACGUGGCCGAAGCGAUCGAAUCGGAGGACGAUAUCAUGAAGCGACAGAAGCAACGAGAUAUAAUCAAUAGCACUAACAUGAACGAACAGCUUUAUCAAACUUCGAAGAAUGUAAGCAGCGGGUUUGAUUGUACCAGAAACGAUGAGCUGGAGAUUAAUGUCAAACUUCACGAGGAACAGUUCGAGCGAUCGACGAACCAAUUUAAAGAACAAAUUAAAAACUGUGGAACGCUUGUGAAAUGUGAUGAGAAGUUGACGGUUGAAAAUCAUUUGAAACAAGGAAGAAACGCUGCAACUGUGCAAUCUGACGAGCGGGACAUUUAUGAAUUGUUUCCAUACGCUUCGAAGCAGGAGGUAGAUCGGUUUCUAUUCACGAACGAUCGAGGCGUUACAUACAUGAAUCUCGAAGGAUUCUACGAUCUGAAUAGGCCAUAUUUUCCAGAAAAGUACUCCAUUAUAGGCACGGGAGAUGUUUUCGACCGGUUUAAUGAUGAAAAUCUGUUAGAAGUGAAUGAAAACAAUGAAAAAACAAUUACAUUUAAUAUAGAAUAUCCUCUAGUAGUUAGGAAUCAAACGAAAGACCAUCAAAAGCGAACAUUGCCUUCUGUCCCAAACGUUGCCACCGCCAUCAACGGUUCUUUGGGCGAGUUUAGCUUCGACUACCAGCCAGACUUGACGAAUCACCCGGGUCCUAGUCCCAGUAUAAUCCUGCAAGCGCUCACCAUGUCCAAUGCCAACGAUGGCAUCAAUCUGGAGCGGCUGGAAACGAUUGGCGAUUCCUUCCUGAAGUAUGCCAUCACGACGUAUCUGUACUGUACCUACGAGAACGUCCACGAAGGUAAACUGAGCCACUUGCGCUCAAAGCAGGUGUCCAAUUUGAACCUGUACCGGCUGGGCCGGAGAAAGGUUUUGGGCGAAAGCAUGAUUGCGACCAAGUUUGAACCGCACGACAACUGGCUGCCACCCUGUUAUUACGUGCCAAAAGAGCUGGAGCAGGCGCUCAUCGAUGCAAAGAUCCCCGCUUGUCACUGGAACCUGGCUGAUUUGCCCGAUAUCAAGCAGCUGUCGAGCGAAGAAAUCUGUAAGCUUGUCAAAGAACGCGCCCAACUGCUCGGUCUGCUCGAUGAUUCGGAUAACGAGGAAGGUGAGCACAUGAAAGAAAUUCAGCAGCUGGAGAUCCGGAACGACGAGUUUAUCAAAAAUUCGGAUUACUUUGCAUGCUUCAUUCCGUACAAUCUGGUCACGCAGCACAGCAUACCGGAUAAAUCGGUGGCGGAUUGCGUCGAAGCGUUGAUCGGGGCCUACCUGAUCGAGUGCGGUCCACGAGGAGCUCUGUUGUUGAUGGCAUGGCUAGGAAUCCGGGUGCUUCCGGUGUGCGAGCAACCCUUUGAUCCAACUGCGCCACGCAUUCCCGGAAGUUCGGCACCGUAUGAGGUGAACGGCAAGCAAAUCCAGUCCAUCUACGGAUACUGGAUUCCGCCGAGAUCACCACUCCUAACCCAUGCUCCCAACCCGGAGAAAUCCCUGGAACAUCUACUUGACGGAUACAGCGCUUUCGAAGAUUCGCUGGGAUACCGUUUUCAAGAUCGUUCCUACCUACUGCAAGCCAUGACCCACGCCUCGUACUGUCCGAAUCGACUGACCGACUGUUACCAGCGGUUGGAAUUCCUCGGCGAUGCCGUGUUGGAUUAUCUCAUCACGAGGCAUCUCUACGAAGAUCCGCGCCAGCACUCUCCCGGAGCACUUACGGAUCUUCGAUCUGCGCUCGUCAACAAUACCAUAUUCGCUUCGUUGGCCGUGCGGCACGAUUUCCACAAGUACUUUAGGCAUCUCUCACCCGGGUUGAACGAUGUGAUAGACCGUUUCGUGCGCAUCCAGCAGGAUAAUGGCCACAGCAUCAGCGAGGAAUACUAUCUCAUAUCGGAGGACGAAUGCGACGAAGCGGAAGACGUUGAGGUUCCCAAGGCGCUGGGCGAUGUUUUCGAGUCUGUCGCGGGAGCAAUCUUUCUCGACUCGAACAUGUCGCUGGAUGCUGUUUGGAGGGUUUACCGCGGAAUGAUGGGACCGGAAAUUGAGCAGUUUAGCAAUUCGGUGCCAAAGUCGCCGAUCCGAGAGUUGCUGGAGCUUGAACCGGAAACGGCCAAAUUCGGAAAACCGGAAAAGCUGGCCGACGGGCGCCGGGUUCGCGUUACGGUGGAGGUGUUUGGCAAAGGAACAUUCCGCGGCAUUGGUCGCAACUAUCGAAUCGCCAAGUGCACCGCCGCCAAGUGUGCACUUCGCCAGCUCAAGAAGAUGGGCCUAAUUAACAAGCGUCGCUAGAGAUAAGUAAGGUAAGUGGGCUUCGUUAUCUAAAGUGCAGGAUUCAUUUGUUCAAGUUGUUUGCAAAACUCUGACAUCAUGUUCCUAUUAGUUUUUAAAACGAUCGUUCGAGGUUUCACAAAUGCAGUUUUAUGUUUCUAGUCAUAAUUUCAAAAGAAUUACAAGACAUCUGAAAACGAAUCUAUAAACCUUAAAAAAACAAAACAAUCAUUUUGCACAUAAAUAUUGGCCUACAUUUCUGCUAGAUACAUUUUAAAUUGUGGCAUCAUAAUAUUAGAAAUAUAAAUUUAACGU